AUGGCUCGAGGCAAGCGCCGUUUUAGAGGCGCUGAGAUGAUGGGUAGACAGCGGGCUGCCAAGUACGCACGGGUAACUGGAGGUACAGAUAAGGACGAAAGGCCUCAACCAGCCAAAGAGGCGUACGAUGAAAUAAUUUAUGAGAAUGCAGCAUUCGAGGAAUACUACCAGAGGCAAGGCAUUUGCCCUAAUGAGGAGUGGGACGACUUCAUGGCCAUCCAGCGACUCCCUUUGCCAGGGCAAUGGGACACAACAAGCAAGGUUGAUAUGAAAAAAGAUCUUCUUUUUAAAGAAAUCCGUGAACAAAUUAUCAACGAGGACUUCAGGGGAGCACUCACGCGACAAGAGGCUGUCAGCAUGCUGCCGUGCCUCUUCUUAGACAUACAGCCUCACCACCUUGUGCUAGAUAUGUGUUCAUCUCCAGGUUCAAAGACAUCAGAAAUGCUUGACAUGCUGCAGUGGAAGGCUCAGCUUCAUGCGUCUACAGAAAAAGGAUCCUCUGUCGGCAUCCCGCCAGUGGACGCUGCUUGCUUUCCGACGCUUCAUAGCAUAUCAGCCGACGGCUCCCACAAGGUUGCUGACGUACCGUGUAGUGGCGACGGAACUCUGCGGAAAAAUUUAGACGUGUGGAGGAGCUGGAACACUGGCGGCGGCCAUAGCAUGCACCCCAUCCAGCUUUCAAUUCUAUACCGUGGCCUCCAGCUCCUGCGCGUGGACGGCAAAAUUGUAUAUUCGACUUGUUCGCUGAACCCCUUAGAAGACGAAGCAGUCAUUGCAACUGUUCUGUCCCAACAAAAGGGCCGUGUGGAGAUUGUCGAUCCCCCAGACCUGCCAGGUCUCAGAUGGUCCAAAGGGAAGCCUCAUUGGCUUGUACCCUCGCCUCCUGCCAAGAAGCGUUCGUCAGCUCAAGAUGAGCCCUCACAGGCAGACGUGCAGAACUGCAACGGGACUGCCUUCUAUCGCACAUUUGAUGAGGUACCGGAAGAAUAUCGUCACCGAAUACGGCCCACCAUGUUUCCUCCUCCGGGAGCAGAUAUGAUGUCCCUGGAGAAGUGCGUUCGCAUCUUGCCCCAUCACAACAAUACGGGAGGGUUCUUUGUCUGCUGUUUACGUAAACUUGCGGAGCUUGACGCGAGCAAAAUCUUCAUCAGCAACAAAAGCAAAGUGAGGGCAGCUACAGAGGAGAAGGAACGAACCCCGUUCAAGCCCCAGAGAAACGGGGACACUCUACAUAGCCAGACACCAGGCCCCAAUGGCGGAGCAGAAUCGACAAGCAACUCAGAAGAAGCAGAACACAAAGAAAACAGCGUCAAGGCCAGCUAUGCAGUGGAGCCGGAGGUCAAUCCCCUACUUGACGGAGAACUGCUACCAGAGAGACCCAUAGAACAAACUGUAGCAUCCUUGGCAUACACUGAUGACGUUGCUGCAGCCAAGUUAGAUGUUCUGUCUGCCAAGGAAGAAGAGGAGAGCCUGUAUUCACUUGCUUCGGCUGCAUCCAAGCCAGGAAGCCUUUUCCAUAUUCUUUUGCCAGCAAGUUGUGAUGCGGAAGGCGCCUGCGAUGUGCAAAUGAUCAUGGACUUCUAUGGUUUGAGUGACAAGACAUCUAUGCUGCCCGACGACCUGCGGAGCCCAACGACAAUAGCAUCAUUAGAUCCGAAUUUGCUUUUUCGGCGGGUCCACUCGCGAAAGAAAAUGUUUUUUCUUUCAAAGAGGUUGGCGGAUGUGGUGAACAUUUCCUACCAAACGGCGGGGGCUCGCACUCCCAAGAAAUUGGUCGCGCAAACGCAGUCGCAACCAAGCGAACUGCAUCGGCAGCUUGACAGCCUCUUAAAGAGUAAAAUAAAAUGGAUGCAUGCCGGAAUCACACUGCUCAUUAAACAUAGCGAAGGCGAAGGGGGCCAAGAGAAAAGGUUGGGUGCACGGGGCUGGCGUGUGGCGCAGGAAGGAGCUGCUUUAAUGGCUACUUUUGUGAGAAGGCGCAUUAUUUUCGUUAGUGUGGCCGUUGCACGUUUUCUGUUGUUGGCGGAGGCUCGUGUGGUCCGAUCUUCUGAACUCCUGGAGUUUGAGAAUUGCAAGCAAGUCUUAAACCUCUCCUCAUGCAGAGACAAGGACGGAUGCAUUGAAGCUGGAGGAGUCAUUUGUAUCGUCUGUCCCACGACCGUCAUCGCAGUUGGUGAUUCUGUCUCAGAGGAGUCCUCUGCGAAGACAACGGCAGCUGAAGUUGACGAGGUGCAGCACACGAUUGCAAGCGUCUACCACAUUAAGAACAAUCCGAGCUUUGCAACUAUGCCAGACAGUGUUUGCGUAUCGUGCAUGUUUUCUGCGGGCGGCAGCCUGCAUGCAUACAUGAACAAAAGAGAAGCAAGGGCGAUAGCUCGCCACCUGUUCUCCAUGCCCAAGGAAGAGGACCUGGAACAGAAAUAUGCCAAAGAGUGGGAUGGGAUGCCUUCCAUGGGUAGCUAG
Messenger RNA from Eimeria necatrix, 2463 nucleotides. RefSeq lists its product as hypothetical. Gene Ontology annotation, molecular function: methyltransferase activity. NCBI's taxonomy places the organism in Eukaryota, Apicomplexa, Conoidasida, Eucoccidiorida, Eimeriidae. Gene Ontology annotation, biological process: RNA methylation. The coding region runs from base 1 to 2463 and encodes 820 amino acids. The transcript has 14 exons. The record is from RefSeq and is a predicted model, not a curated record.